Messenger RNA from Diabrotica balteata, 337 nucleotides. Lineage: Eukaryota; Metazoa; Arthropoda; Insecta; Coleoptera; Chrysomelidae. The record is from the annotation of a GenBank genome assembly.
AUGAUGAUCUCUAAGAAGGAACAGCAAAUUGAAAGAAUCAGUGUGAAUGGUCAACCAAUGGAAAUAGUAAAAACAUACACCUACCUUGGUACGAACGUCAAUGAAAAUUGGGACUAUUCCCUAGAAAUAAAAUCUAGGAUAGAGAAAGCGAGAUCUGCAUUUCAAAAAAUAUCUAAGCUAUUCAAAUAGCUAUUCAAACACGAUUUAUCAGUAUCCAUAAAAAUCAGGUUACUACGAUGUUAUAUUUUUCCUAUACUAAUCCUGAAGAUAUCCUAAACCGACCACGUUACUAACCAGGAAGUUUUAUUAAGAAUGCAACAAGGAAAAGAAUUGUUAA